UGCAAGACUAUAUGAAGUUCCCCGUCCGAGCUGAGAGACUGUCACUUCUGGGCGGGAAACAAACUUUUGUUCAUUCAUUUGAUUGGAAAAAAGUUGCCAAAUGUUUCCUCUCCUGUUCUUGGCUUAUGUUGUAGCCAUCAAGGUAUACAAGAAGACUACCCCAAAUGGGAAAGUCACGGUAUACCUUGGUAAAAGGGACUUCAUCGAUCACCUGGACAGCGUAGAUCCCAUCGAUGGUGUUAUUGUUGUUGAAAAUGAUUAUCUUCAAGGACGAAAAGUUUAUGGACAGGUGACAACGACUUUCCGCUAUGGCCGCGAAGAGGAUGAGGUCAUGGGUGUCAAAUUCAGCAAGGAACUCGUCUUAUGUCGCGAGCAGAUAGUGCCGAUCAAGAAAGAGAAACAAGAUAUGACACCUGUACAGGAACGUCUUCUCAAAAGGCUUGGAGAAAAUGCUUUUCCUUUCUUGUUCCAAUUCCCACAGAGCUCUCCCAGCUCUGUCACACUCCAACCCGGCGACGACGACCAAGGAAAACCGUUGGGAGUCGAUUACACUGUCAGAAUAUAUGUCGGCGAACACGAAGAAGAUAAGGGCCAUAAACGAUCAUCCGUGGCACUGGCGAUUAAGAAAUUGCAAUACGCACCACCGACAAGGGGACGUAAACUUCCCAGCUCUCUCGUUUCCAAAGGAUUCACCUUCUCUCAGGGCAAAUUAAAUCUUGAAGUUACGCUUGACAGGGAAAUUUACUACCACGGAGAAAAAGUAGCUGCAAACGUUAUCGUUACCAAUAAUUCUCGCAAAGCGGUGAAGAACAUCAAGCUGUUUGUAGUACAGCACUGCGAGGUCACAAUGGUCAAUACUCAAUUCUCUCGGCAUGUGGCGAGCUUGGAAACACGCGAAGGAUGUCCUAUCACACCUGGUGCAUCUUUCACAAAACAAUUCUACCUUGUACCAUUAGCUAGCAGCAAUAAGGACCGACGUGGUAUUGCUCUUGACGGACAUCUGAAAGACGAUGAUGUGAACCUUGCAUCCUCGACUAUGGUUGCCGAGGGUAAAACUCCUGGUGACGCUAUGGGUAUUGUCAUCUCCUACUCCGUGAGAGUGAAAUUGAACUGUGGUACCUUGGGUGGUGAGCUGGUUACAGAUGUUCCGUUUAAAUUGAUGCAUCCUGCUCCAGGAGCUGCAGAAAAAGAGAGGGCCAUAUUGAAGAAGAAUAAGAGCGUGGAAAGAACACGCUACGAAAAUUCCUGUUAUUCUAACGACGAUGACGACAAUAUCGUGUUCGAAGACUUCGCUCGCUUACGUCUGAACGAACCAGAAUAAAUCAUUUUUAAAAAGGCAAUUAUUUAUGUCAAAAGAAUCUUAGACUCUAGAAUAGGUUACAGUACAUUUAAUUCAGGAAUCAAUAGAAUUGCAUUAAGUAGUGAAAAUUGCAAUACAAUGUAUAUAAUUAGAUCGCGUUGCCUCUAGGAUUCUUUUGAUGUAAUUUAACUGGAACACUGAACGAAGAAUAAAAUGGUGCAGAAAGUAAAAUUACUUGCUGUACCAAUUCGUCUGCGCAGCGACAUGUGGAAGUAAAUAAAUAUUAAUGUAAAAAAAAAUGUGGCAAAAAAAAAUACAAAAAAAAGCGAAAAG
Molecule: messenger RNA, 1633 nt
Organism: Nomia melanderi (Alkali bee)
Lineage: Eukaryota; Metazoa; Arthropoda; Insecta; Hymenoptera; Halictidae
Gene: Arr2
Product: arrestin 2
Biological process (GO): G protein-coupled receptor internalization; signal transduction
Cellular component (GO): cytoplasm
Molecular function (GO): G protein-coupled receptor binding
Source: RefSeq, a predicted model, not a curated record